Messenger RNA from Musa acuminata subsp. malaccensis (wild Malaysian banana), 1057 nucleotides. Its product is annotated as transmembrane ascorbate ferrireductase 2. Gene Ontology annotation, molecular function: oxidoreductase activity. The record is from RefSeq and is a predicted model, not a curated record. NCBI's taxonomy places the organism in Eukaryota, Viridiplantae, Streptophyta, Magnoliopsida, Zingiberales, Musaceae.
CUUCGAGGGUGAUUCGGUCGGCCGAACACAUCACGAUCGCCGAGGACUUCAGACUUUCGCACCGUCGCCGCCAUCGUACUGCCUACCCACCUCGAUCGCUGCUUGGUUUCAUCCGAUCGGAGGGGAAAGCGACGGAUGGGCGCUCCGGUGGUGUGGUUCCCGAUCGUGCCUCUGAUCCGCCUGACGGGCGCCGCGGCGGCGACUUUCGUCCUCAUCUGGGCCGUGCACUUCCGGGGGGGAUUGGCUCUCAUCUCCGACAACAAGGAUCUCAUCUUCAACGUGCACCCUGUGUUAAUGGUGAUUGGCUUUAUACUUCUAAAUGGUGAAGCUAUAUUAGCAUACAAGACGAUGCCAGGAACCAAGAGCUUCAAAAAGGCAGUGCAUCUAUCAAUUCAGUUCCUUGCUUUAUGUUUGGGCUUAAUUGGCACAUGGGCUGCUUUAAAGUUCCACAAUGACAAGGGCAUUGAUAACUUCUACAGUCUGCACUCAUGGUUGGGGCUUGCAUGUAUCCUGCUAUUUUCUAUCCAGUGGGGAAUGGGGUUUGCUACCUUCUGGUAUCCUGGUGGCUCAAGAAGUAGCAGAGCUUUCUUGCUUCCUUGGCAUGUAUUUUUCGGGGCAUACAUAUAUGCUCUUGCCGUGGUUACAGCGAUAACUGGCCUCUUGGAAAAGGCUACUUUUCUUCAGGCCAGCAAGACAAUAUUACGUUACUCAAAUGAGGCUUUAUUAAUCAACUCCUUAGGCAUUUUGCUCGUUCUUCUUGGGGGGUUUGUUAUUCUUGCACUCGUUACGCCAGGAACUGCGAGAUCUGAUCUACAGAGAGGAAACUCUGAAUAGGGAAUUAUUCAUUUGUGCUGAUUAUUUUAUGGUAUUUUCAUAUGGAAUUGUGCUUGUUCAUCAUUAGCAUGAGCUUGUUUUGCACUGAAGCAGGUAGGCCGAAAUAUGUUUUUUUUUUUUAAUCUGUGCACUGUAUAAUCGUUUUGCCCUGCUUGACAAUUAAUGUAUUUUUUUGCUAGUUUGAAAAUUUUGGAGUUCGAGGGCAGAAAUGCUUGUUUUUCCC